Aethalodelphis obliquidens (Pacific white-sided dolphin) is the source of this 2752-nucleotide messenger RNA. RefSeq names its product potassium voltage-gated channel subfamily A member 2 (gene KCNA2). Gene Ontology annotation, biological process: potassium ion transmembrane transport; action potential; protein homooligomerization. Gene Ontology annotation, molecular function: delayed rectifier potassium channel activity; protein binding. Bases 165 to 1664 code for a protein of 499 amino acids. The transcript has a single exon. Gene Ontology annotation, cellular component: voltage-gated potassium channel complex; axon terminus; membrane. The record is from RefSeq and is a predicted model, not a curated record. Lineage: Eukaryota; Metazoa; Chordata; Mammalia; Artiodactyla; Delphinidae.
GCCAAGCGGGGCUAUCUCUCUGGCUCUCAGAGAGACCUGGGGGCUCCCCUGCAGGAGUGCAGGCCGAUGCUGCUGUGUUUCCUGGGGCCGUAAGCAGCGCCCUGAGCUCCCUGCCGCCAGGCAGCUAGAAGGCAUAGCGAGAGGCGCUUCUCUUGGUUCCAAUUAUGACAGUGGCCACCGGAGACCCAGUGGAUGAGGCCGCUGCCCUCCCUGGGCACCCGCAGGACACCUAUGACCCAGAAGCAGACCACGAAUGCUGUGAGAGGGUGGUGAUCAACAUCUCAGGGCUGCGGUUUGAGACCCAGCUAAAGACCUUAGCCCAGUUUCCAGAGACCCUCUUAGGGGACCCAAAGAAGCGGAUGAGAUACUUUGACCCUCUCCGGAAUGAGUACUUUUUCGAUCGGAACCGCCCAAGCUUUGACGCCAUUUUGUACUACUACCAGUCUGGGGGCCGGUUGAGGCGACCCGUGAAUGUGCCCUUAGAUAUAUUCUCCGAAGAAAUUCGGUUUUAUGAGCUAGGAGAAGAAGCAAUGGAGAUGUUUCGGGAAGAUGAAGGCUACAUCAAAGAGGAAGAGCGUCCUCUACCCGAAAAUGAAUUUCAGAGACAGGUGUGGCUUCUCUUUGAAUACCCAGAGAGCUCAGGGCCUGCCAGGAUUAUAGCUAUUGUAUCUGUCAUGGUGAUCUUGAUCUCAAUCGUCAGCUUCUGCCUGGAGACGUUGCCCAUAUUCCGGGAUGAGAAUGAAGACAUGCAUGGCAGUGGAGUGACCUUCCAUACCUAUUCCAAUAGCACCAUCGGGUACCAGCAGUCCACUUCCUUCACCGACCCUUUCUUCAUUGUAGAGACCCUCUGCAUCAUCUGGUUCUCCUUUGAGUUCUUGGUGAGGUUCUUUGCCUGUCCCAGCAAAGCCGGCUUCUUCACCAACAUCAUGAACAUCAUUGACAUUGUAGCCAUCAUCCCCUACUUCAUCACCCUGGGAACAGAGCUGGCUGAGAAGCCAGAAGAUGCUCAGCAGGGCCAGCAGGCCAUGUCACUGGCCAUCCUUCGAGUCAUCCGGUUGGUAAGAGUCUUUAGGAUUUUCAAGUUGUCCAGACACUCCAAAGGUCUUCAGAUUCUAGGUCAGACCCUCAAAGCCAGCAUGAGAGAAUUAGGCCUCCUGAUAUUCUUCCUCUUCAUCGGGGUCAUCCUCUUCUCUAGUGCUGUCUAUUUCGCAGAGGCCGAUGAGCGAGAGUCCCAAUUCCCGAGCAUCCCGGAUGCCUUCUGGUGGGCAGUCGUCUCCAUGACAACUGUAGGCUAUGGAGACAUGGUUCCAACUACUAUUGGGGGAAAGAUCGUGGGUUCCCUAUGUGCAAUUGCAGGUGUGUUAACCAUUGCCUUACCUGUCCCCGUCAUAGUGUCCAAUUUCAACUACUUCUACCACCGGGAGACAGAGGGAGAGGAACAGGCCCAGUACUUGCAAGUGACGAGCUGUCCAAAGAUCCCAUCCUCCCCUGACCUAAAGAAAAGUAGAAGUGCCUCUACCAUUAGUAAGUCUGACUACAUGGAGAUCCAGGAGGGGGUAAACAACAGUAACGAGGACUUUAGAGAGGAAAACUUGAAAACAGCCAACUGCACUUUGGCUAAUACAAACUAUGUGAAUAUUACCAAAAUGUUAACUGAUGUCUGAUUGAACCCUAUUCACAUACUCACAGCUCAAUGGAACUAAUGCAGAUAUUGCAUAAUAGCCUGCAUUGUAGUCAGUGUGUUCUACAGUGUGUAUCUGGUUCUGCAUGGAAAGCAAUAGUCGUGCAAGUGACUUUUGAUCUUUUGAUUUUUGAUUUAGAACACAGAAUAUGUAUCCAUGGCUUUCAUGCAAAUCUUCAUCACCGGCUUAGGGGUUUCCAAAGAUGGGAGUCACCUAUGGAAGCCAGGAUUUCAGAAGGACACAUUGAGGCCACCUCAUAGCAAAUACAGAACCUACCACAUCAGUGUCACCUUUUCUUCCUAAUGAAAUGCACACGGCAUCUCAGAGAUGCAAUUCCCCCCACCACCCCACUUGAGCCUACCUCCCCCUUCACAGAGGAAAACCACGGUAGCUUAGCUUUAAAGUUCUGGUAAUUAUUCGAAAGGUCUUUCCCAUUUUUGCAUUGAAAAGAACACACAGUGCUGUGUGUUGGAAUUACUUUCUGUGUCACAGGCUGGGGGGUUGUGAAAUGCAGUUGCCAAGCAGACGCUCCGGAGGCUUGUGUUUCAUAACGGAAAAUACUGCAUUUGGUUUUUUCUCUGCAGUGUCGAUGUGAGGGAAGCCCAGGGGAGGGACGGUUAGGAUGACCGAAUGUGAGUUGUCAGGUUUCACAUUUGCUCCCUUAGCCCUACCGGGAAAAGCUGACAAACCAAGGGACCUCUCAGCUUCAGAUUUCACCAUUUUUGCAGGCUUCGGGGUCACAAAAACAUGUCUGAUUUCUUCGCUACACUGGAGGUUGCAGGCAUCUGCUUUCCUAGUGCCGGGGCCCAGCUACACUGACACUGCAGUGAAAUUUACCAGUGAUGCGAUAGAGCUGCAUGGGUGUUUGUUGCAUGAAUCUCAAUAUUUAAAACACAGGAGAUAACCUAUUUUCUUAGUAGCCUACACAGUAUUCAUAUUUAGAGUAUUAAUAGCCUAGGAGUGGCAUUGAACGAGGGUUGUCUUUUUCUUCCCAUCAGAAUACAAAAGCCCUCAGGAGAAAAAUAAUAGACUGUUUGGAGUGGGGAACCAAAACUUCUGGCCCUCCAGCC